Paramecium pentaurelia is the source of this 667-nucleotide messenger RNA. NCBI's taxonomy places the organism in Eukaryota, Ciliophora, Oligohymenophorea, Peniculida, Parameciidae. The record is from the annotation of a GenBank genome assembly.
AUGCAAGGCUCUUUUUAAGUGUAGGAAGCUCUAGCUGACAUCUUUGAUUAAGUUAAAGAUGUGGAUGAAUAAAUAUUUAAUGCUAUAUUAGUAAUAUUAAGAAAGGAAAAAGUUUAAGAUUGUAUUGGAUAUCUUUCUGGUAAUAUAAUUCAAAUAUUUUUAGAAUCUUAAAUUUUAAAACAAGUAGAGAAUAUCACACAAACUGAUAUUGAAUAAAUAUUACAAAUGACAUGUAACAAAUAAAGAUGUAUUAAGAAAUUUAAAAGAUCAUGACUUCAAUUACAAAGACUUUUCCUCUGGAGAAAAUAAAGAAUCUAAACUAAAUUUAAUUUAAAGCAUCAAGGAUACUAUAUAAUUUCUGGAAUUUUUAGUUCACCUCACAUCUAUAGAUAACACUUUAAUAUAAUGUGGGUCAAAUUAAUUACAUAUAUUGGUUUAGAUGAAAGCUGACCUUAAAAACAAAAAUUUUGAAAACAUUAAGAUUUAAAAUACUUCUUUGAUGGGAAGUAAUUUUGUUAGAUGCGCAAUAAGUGCAUUAAUUUGUGGAGCUGCGUUACCUAUAGGAAAAACUUUUAUAACUAGAGGAAUUUCAGAUAUGGUCUAUUCUGUCAAAGCAGCUUGGAAAGGAUUAGAAAUUAAUUGGGGAGCUUGGGGAAAAACAAAAUGA